This is a messenger RNA of Engraulis encrasicolus (European anchovy), 6593 nucleotides long. RefSeq names its product trichohyalin-like. The record is from RefSeq and is a predicted model, not a curated record. NCBI's taxonomy places the organism in Eukaryota, Metazoa, Chordata, Actinopteri, Clupeiformes, Engraulidae. Bases 931 to 6231 code for a protein of 1766 amino acids. The transcript has 9 exons.
AUUCUAAGACACUUCAGACACUUCAGACAGUUUUACUGAUCAGACAGAGCAUGAAGAAUCCCACUUAAUGAUGACUGCGUAUUUCAGUAAGGAGGCCUGGGAGAGGCAUGUGGACGCCAGGCUUCACAAAGCAGCAUGCAAAAUGGACAACAAAAUGGCUGCCUUCACAGAGAAGAUGAACGCACAACUGACGGACAUGGACACAGAGCUGUAUGGAAACCUGGAGAACACGUUUUCCCGCCUGAAGGCAUCAGUUCUACCUCCUCACAUAGCCAAAGAGAACCCGCCAUGUGUUAAUGUUGGAUGUCUGCAGGCGGACACCAAACAAAUACCGGAUGAUAGGGGGUGGGAGAUAAUGACAGACAGCAAAUAUCAGGCAGAAAAGCUUAAAAAUGAUGUGGAAAAACUAAGAUGGAAUUUGGGCGAGGAACUUGAAAGGAAACAUAUAACAAAAGAAGGUCACAUCAAAAUGAAAGAAGCUAAAAUGGAGAUGGACAGACUAGCAAAGAGAAACACACCUGAUGCAGUGGUUCUAAAAACAAAAACUGACAUUUUAAAACAUAUUCAAAACGACAUAGAGAAACUAUCUAAGGAGAGAGACCAACUAGUGGAUCUUCUAAAAGACCUCACAGUGUCUACUGAAAAUCAAGAAAUGGAAUUGCAAGAACAGGAGAGAAAAUUAAAAGGUGUCGAGACACAGCGAAAGAGGGAAGAGCGUCUACUUAAAGAUUUGACAAUGGCCAACAAAAAAGGAAAGAUGACGCAUGAGGAGAUACAAAGGGAAAUUAAGAACUCUGAAAAAAAGAAGCAAAACGAGGAGAACAGAGUAAAAGAUCUUGAAACUCAACAAAGCAAGACGGAGGUUCACUUGCAUGAGUUGAUGGUGCGCUUAAAAGAAGCCACGGCAGAGUUGAAGACAAAGAGAGAAAAAUGAGGGAGGCGGAAAUGAAAAUGCAAGAAAAGGAGAGAGAAUCAAAAGGUCUUGAGACACAGCGAGAUAAGGAGGAGCGUCUACUUAAAGAUUUGACAAUGGCCAACAAAAAAGCAAUGAUGAAGUUUGAGGAGAUACAAAAGGCAAUUAAGAACGCAGAAAUAAAAAAGAACCAGGUGUUGUUGGAGACACAUAAACAAGAGGGCCUGCUCAAUGAUCUUAUAAUGGCUUCUGAAGUGGAGAAAAUAAAACUACAAGAUGGGGAGAACGGAGUAAAAGAUCUCGAAACUCAACGAAGCAAGGAGGUUUGCCUGCGUGAGUUGAUGGUGCGCAUCGAAGAAGCCACUGCAGAGUUAAAAGACAAGGAAAGAAAAAUGAGGGAUGGGGAAAUGAAAAUGCAAGAAAAAGAGAGAGAAUUAAAAGGUCUCGAAAUACAGCGAAAAAAAUCAAUGAUGGCGCUUGAGGAAAUACAAAGGAAAUUUAAGAACGCUGAAAGAAAUAAGCAGCAGGUGUUGUUGGAGAUACAUAAAAUAGUGAGCCAGGUCAAUGAUCUUGUAAUGGCUUCUAAAAAGGAGAAAAUAAAACUACAAUAUGAGGAGAACAGAGUAAAAGAUCUCGAAACUCAACGAAGCAAGACCGAGGUUCACUUGCAUGAGUUGAUGGUGCGCUUAAAAGAAGCCACGGCAGAGUUGAAAGACAAAGAGAGAAAAAUGAGGGAGGCGGAAAUGAAAAUGCAAGAAAAGGAGAGAGAAUCAAAAGGUCUUGAGACACAGCGAGAUAAGGAGGAGCGUCUACUUAAAGAUUUGACAAUGGCCAACAAAAAAGCAAUGAUGACGUUUGAGGAGAUACAAAGGGGAAUUAAGAACGCAGAAAUAAAAAAGCAACAGGUGUUGUUGGAGACACAUAAACAAGAGGGCCUGCUCAAUGAUCUUGUAAUGGCUUCUAAAAAGGAGAAAAUAAAACUACAAGAUGGGGAGAACAGAGUAAAAGAUAUCGAAACUCAACGAAGGAAGGAGGAGGUGUGCCUGCGUGAGUUGAUGGUGCACAUCGAAGAAGCCACUGCAGAAUUAAAAGACAAGGAGAGAAAAAUGAGGGAUGGGGAAAUUAAAAUGCAAGAAAAAGAGAGAGAAUUAAAUGGUCUCGAAAUACAGCGAAAAAAAGGAAUGAUGGCGCUUGAGGAAAUACAAAGGGAAUUUAAGAACGCUGAAAAAAAAAAGCAACAGGUGUUGUUGGAGAUAAUAAAACUACAAAAUAGGGAGAACGGAGUAAAAGAUAUCGAAACUCAACGAAGGAAGGAGGAGGUGUGCCUGCGUGAGUUGAUGGUGCGCAUCGAAGAAGCCACUGCAGAGUUAAAAGACAAGGAGAGAAAAAUGAGGGAUGGGGAAAUUAAAAUGCAAGAAAAAGAGAGAGAAUUAAAAGGUCUCGAAAUACAGCGAAAAAAAGGAAUGAUGGCGCUUGAGGAAAUACAAAGGGAAUUUAAGAACGCUGAAAAAAAAAAGCAACAGGUGUUGUUGGAGACACAUAAACAAGAGGGCCUGCUCAAUGAUCUUGAAAUGGCUUCUGAAGUGGAGAAUAUAAAACUACAAGAUAGGGAGAACAGAGUAAAAUAUCUUGGAACUCAACGAAGGAAGGAGGAGGUUGGCCAGCAUGAGUUGAUGGUGUGCUUAAAAGAAAUCACAUCAAAGGAAGAGGAUGGAGAGAGAGAAAUGAGGGAUGAAAGGACAGAAAAAACUAAAUCAGAGAUGGAACACUGUACUACAUUGAAAAGGUUGAAACAUAAAAUGCAAGAAUUUGAGAGACAAAUAGAAGACCUGGACACUAAUCAACAGAAGGAGGACCACCUCAGAGAGCAAACCAUGAUUAUCAGGGAAAUGGAGCGAAAAAGACAACAGUUGGACAGAGAGAUAAAGAGAUUAGAAGCCAGAUUGAGAGUGCUGCGCAGAGUGAAUGAAGAAGAAAAGAAGGGACAAAAUCUGGAAAAAUACAGGAGGAAAGAAGUAGAGAAAGACAUCAGGGAGGUUGAGUGGUUCUGUGACAGGGAGCAAGGGCUUGGAGAAGAACAGAGAGGAGACAGUAUGGCUGGUGGGGAAACUGAGAAAGUAGAGUUAAAAAUGAAGCAAAAGAAAAUGAGAAGACAGAAACAGGAGGCAGAUUUGCUGGAGCAUCAUAAGCAAAUAAGGGCGGAAUAUCAGGAAUUUAAUAACAAAGAGGAGGAGGUGAAGAAGGAAGCGAAACAGCCCAAUGCUGAAUGGUCAAAUGAAUACAAGGCUGACUGUCAAGAAAAAAAAGUUAAGUGCAAAGGCACUAAAAGACAAAUUAACGCAGGGGAGAAUUUGGGAGGAGAAGAAUUUCAGGGAAAACAAAUGGAAGAUGACAGAGAGAACAUAUGUACUGAGAAGGAGCAGAUAUCAGAAAAAACAACACAAGCAGAGCUGAAAAUUGAGAGGAUGAAGAAAGAGAGGAUGGCUGUACAGGAAGAGGGGAGGAGGGUGCUACACAUUCAACAACAAGAAAUGGGUGGAAAGUAUGAGGAGGAACAGGUUAAACAUUUUCAUAACAAUGAGGUGCAGGGAGAACCAGAACAGAAAAACUUGCUUGAGCCAGAAAUGUCCAGGAUAGUAGAGGAAGGAAAAUGUGAAGACCCUCAAAGCCCAGUAAAGAUAGAAAAGAGAUUGGCGGAGAAGGAAAAGUAUGACUUGCCACAAAUCAAUGCAGAGGAGGAGGAGGACCAAGAGGAGGAGCAGGAGCCGUUGUCAAUUCCUGCUAAGUGCAAAGACUUUUCCAUCUUCUGCGCAAUGGGGACUGCUGCAGCCCCGGCAGCUACAGCAGCAGCUGCUUCAAAACAGCAGCAGCAGCAGCAGCAGACACAACAGUUGGAAAGAGAUAUAAAGAGAGAAGAAGCCGGAAUGAGAGAGCAAAUAAGGAAGCAAAUAAAGGCGGAAUAUCAGGAAUUUAAUAACAAAGAGGUGGAGGUGAAGAGGGAACCUACAGCACCAGCUGCUUCAAAACAGCACCAGCAGCAGCAACAGCAUCCGCAGCAGACACAGUUGGACAGAGAGAUAAAGAGAGAAGAAGCCAGAAUGAGAGAGCAAAUGAGGAAGCAAAUAAGGGCGGAAUAUCAGGAAGUUAAGGAAAAGUAUGACUUGCCACAAAUCCAUGCAGAGGGAAAAAUGGGAGCAAGACAGAAGAUGGAGAUGAAAAAGGAAGACCAGUGUGUUAUGCCAGAACAGGAUGAGCAGAUAUCAGAGAUCAAUAUGGAAACUGCUGACAUAGAAACAGAGGAGAGAGAAGAAGAGAUGAUUAGUCAAUUGGAGGACAGCAACAAAUCACUAGAACUUGACAAGGAGGGGGUGGAGAAGCUGAAUGCAGAGGAAAAUAAGCAACAUGAGAACAAGAAAGAUCUUAAAAUGUCAAGUGAAGGUGAGAACAAAAUGAAACCUAAAGAGACACAGGGCCAGGCAAAUAGAGAAAAGAAACAGGGAGAGAAGAAGAAUGUGAGUUUCACAGACGCUCUUGAGAAAGGAAAAGUUGAAAUGGCGGAGGAGGACAAAAAAGAGAAGAAAAAUAAGAAACAGAAAGGAUCCUUCCUUGGCUCCCUCAUUAAAAAAGCCAAGGACUGGCACUCACAAGAAUCAGAGCACCAGAGGAAACAACUGCAACAGAAGCAGCAGCACCAACAGGAGAUGCUGCAGCAGCAGGAACAACAGCAGCAGCAGCAGGAACAACAGCAACAGCAGCAGCAGCAGCAGCAGCAACAACAGCAGCAGCAUCAGGAGGAGGAGCAGCAGCAGGAGGAGGAGGACCAAAAGGAGGAGCAGGAGCCAUUGCCAACUCCUGCAAAGUGCAAAGACUUUUCCAUCUUCUGCGCAAUGGGGACUGCUGCAGCCCCGGCAGCUACAGCACCAGCUGCUUCAAAACAGCACCAGCAGCAGCAGCAGCAGCAGACACAACAGUUGGACAGAGAGAUAAAGAGAGAAGAAGCCAGAAUGAGAGAGCAAAAAAGAAAGCAAAUAUAUAAAUUGGAAUAUCAGAAAUUUAUUAACAAAGAGGAGGAGGUGAAGAGGGAACCUACAGCACCAGCUGCUUCAAAACAGCACCAGCAGCAGCAGCAGCAGCAGCAGCAGACACAACAGUUGGACAGAGAGAUAAAGAGAGAAGAAGCCAGAAUGAGAGAGCAAAUAAGGAAGCAAAUAAGUGCGGAAUAUCAGGAAUUUAAGGAAAAGUAUGACUUGCCACAAAUCCAUGCAGAGGGAAAAAUGGGAGCAACACAGAAGAUGGAGAUGAAAAAGGAAGACCAGUGUGUUAUGGCAGAACAGGAUGAGCAGAUAUCAGAGAACAAUAUGGAAACUGCUGACAUAGAAACAGAGGAGAGAGAAGAAGAGAUGAUUAGUCAAUUGGAGGACAGCAACAAAUCACUAGAACUUGACAAGGAGGGGGUGGAGAAGCUGAAUGCAGAGGAAAAUAAGCAACAUGACAAAAAGAAAGAUCUUAAAAUGUCAAGUGAAGGUGAGAACACAGAGACACAGGGCCAGGCAAAUAGAGAAAAGAAACAGGGAGAGAAGAAGAAUGUGAGUUUCACAGACGCUCUUGAGAAAGGAAAAGUUGAAAUGGCGGACAAAAAAGAGAAGAAAAAUAAGAAACAGAAAGGAUCCUUCAUUGGCUCCCUCAUUAAAAAAGCCAAGGACUGGCACUCACAAGAAUCAGAGCACCAGAGGAAACAACUGCAAAAGAAGCAGCAGCACCAACAGGAGCUGCUGCAGCAGCAGGAACAACAACAGCAGCAGCAGGAACAACAGCAGCAGCAGCAACAACAACAGCAGCAUCAGGAGGAGGAGCAGCAGCAGGAGGAGGAGGACCAAGAGGAGGAGCAGGAGCCAUUGCCAACUCCUGCAAAGUGCAAAGACUUUUCCAUCUUUUGCACUGCUUCAAAGCAGCAGGAGGAGGAGCAGAAGCCUUUGGCAACUCAUAUUAACAAGUGCAAAGACUUUUCCAUCUUUUGCACUGCUUCAAAGCAGCAGCAGCAGCAGCAGAAGCAGCAGCAACAACAACAGCAGCAUCAGGAGGAGGAGCAGCAGCAGGAGGAGGAGGACCAAGAGGAGGAGCAGGAGCCAUUGCCAACUCCUGCAAAGUGCAAAGACUUUUCCAUCUUUUGCACUGCUUCAAAGCAGCAGGAGGAGGAGCAGAAGCCUUUGGCAACUCAUAUUAACAAGUGCAAAGACUUUUCCAUCUUUUGCACUGCUUCAAAGCAGCAGCAGCAGCAGCAGCAGCAGAAGAUGCAGCAGCAGCAGAGAUAUAAAUGAGGAACACAAUAUGUCUUGCUCUCUGUAACAAAUUGUUCCAGAAUCGCGGCUGUGGUCUUCUAAUAAUUGUAGCUGUGGUUUUAUUGACAAUGUUCUUUGUGUAUUGUUUUUUUCACUUUUUUAUUUUGUUUUGGGAAGUUGGCAAGCUGUCUAAUUGUCUACAAUCUUGUCCUGGUGUUGGGGGGUGGGGUCAAUUACCUGCAAUGAGAUCAGACCAAUUUAGCCAAACUAAGUAGGAUCACCUGUGAAUGUCAAGUCUUGAAAUGUGUGUCUCUCUCUUGCUAUCAUUUGACCCUGAAGAAGGUGUAGCAACACAGAAACGUUGGUCGCGUGUGUGCACAAAAUAAAGUCUUGAAAACUAA